Messenger RNA from Ipomoea triloba (trilobed morning glory), 1421 nucleotides. RefSeq names its product serine/threonine-protein phosphatase PP1 isozyme 3. The record is from RefSeq and is a predicted model, not a curated record. Gene Ontology annotation, molecular function: protein serine/threonine phosphatase activity. The transcript is spliced from 4 exons. Gene Ontology annotation, cellular component: cytoplasm; nucleus. Bases 95 to 1021 code for a protein of 308 amino acids. Lineage: Eukaryota; Viridiplantae; Streptophyta; Magnoliopsida; Solanales; Convolvulaceae.
CAGGCCCAGACCUAAAGAAGAGGAAAAACAAAGACCAAAGAGGAGAGAAAGCAGAGAGAUUAGAAUCUGAGAUCGAGCGUAGCAGGUUGAGUCAAUGGACUCUGCAGUAGUGGAUAGAAUCAUAGAGAAGCUUACAGAAGUCCGAUCUUCCAAGCCGGGGAAGCUGGUUCAACUCACUGAGUCUGAAAUCAAGCAGCUUUGUGUCGCCUCCAGAGAUAUUUUCAACAAACAGCCCAAUCUUCUUGAACUCGAAGCACCCAUCAAAAUCUGCGGUGACAUUCAUGGUCAGUACAGUGACCUAUUGCGACUUUUUGAAUAUGGAGGGUUUCCUCCUAAGGCUAAUUAUUUGUUUUUAGGCGACUAUGUAGAUCGUGGCAAACAAAGUUUGGAAACGAUAUGCCUCUUGCUUGCCUAUAAAAUUAAAUACCCAGAGAACUUUUUCCUUCUGAGAGGAAACCAUGAAUGCGCUUCUAUUAAUAGGAUUUAUGGAUUUUAUGAUGAAUGUAAGCGGCGGUUUAAUGUUAGACUUUGGAAAGCCUUUACGGACUGCUUCAACUGUCUUCCUGUUGCGGCACUGGUUGAUGAUAAGAUAUUGUGCAUGCAUGGGGGGCUAUCCCCUGACCUAUCAAACUUGGAUCAAAUCAGACAAUUACAGCGUCCUACUGUUAUCCCUGAUACGGGUUUGCUUUGCGAUUUACUUUGGUCGGAUCCUGGUAAAGAUGUUAAGGGGUGGGGGAUGAAUGAUAGAGGAGUUUCAUUUACCUUUGGCCCGGAUAAAGUGUCAGAGUUUUUGACAAAGCAUGAUUUGGAUCUUGUUUGUCGUGCUCAUCAAGUUGUGGAGGAUGGCUAUGAAUUCUUUGCCGAUAGGCAGCUAGUCACCAUUUUUUCUGCUCCCAACUACUGCGGAGAAUUUGAUAAUGCUGGUGCCAUGAUGAGUGUCGAUGAAAACUUGAUGUGCUCCUUUCAAAUUCUUAAACCCGCUGAGAAGAAAAACAAGUUUAUGACAUCAACAAAAAUGUGACUUCAUUUAUCAGUCACUCUCCGAAAUUUAUGAAAGACAUUUUAUCCUUAAUAGAGAAAAGCUCGUGGUUAUCAUCCGGCUUGGAAUUAGGGGAAAGCACAAUGCUUCAUACUCGUUUGCGUGUUGGUAUAGUACAAUUGGAGAUCAUCCUCGAUGAUGCCUUAUGCCUAUGCCGAUGGCCACACUGGCAGGAAACUGUCUCUUUUCCUUGCGCUUCGUCAAUUUGCUCGGAUGAAUGCUGUAUAUCUCCAGCACAGAAAUAUUUUCCAGUUACUACAACUAUUAUUUUCACUCUCUUCUAAUACAGUCUUAGUCUUAUGUGUAAGAAAUGUUAUUCAGUGCUUUUAUCUUCCAGUCUUGAGACCAUGGCACAUGAAAUAUGAGCCCUUUCUUGAAGGAA